Cyphomyrmex costatus is the source of this 926-nucleotide messenger RNA. RefSeq lists its product as uncharacterized. Bases 26 to 826 code for a protein of 266 amino acids. The transcript has 4 exons. NCBI's taxonomy places the organism in Eukaryota, Metazoa, Arthropoda, Insecta, Hymenoptera, Formicidae. The record is from RefSeq and is a predicted model, not a curated record. Gene Ontology annotation, molecular function: N-acetyltransferase activity.
AGUUUUAUCUUCUGGCGAUACCCCGAUGUCCCGUCAAACAGUAGACAUCAUUCGCGAAUCUCGGCCCGGCGAAUCUCUGCGACGCAUCAUGUCCGUCUGUCUCGGCACCGAUCGCUCAGGCGCCAUCGAAUUCAGGCUGCUUAGUAAGGAUAGAAUCGAGGAUGCUCUGAUCGUACAGCAGCAUUCCAUGCGGCACGAGUGCAUCGCGAUCGGCAUGGGUAUGUACGAGGAUCCCGGAGCUGCCGAAGAGAUGCAAUUGGUCUUCAGGGAGGUCAUUAAAGACGGAUGCACGGUGAUAGCGGUUGAUCGAUCGGAUCGCGUUGUCGCCGUGGCGUUCAACAAGUUACAUACAUCUCCCCAGCCAGAAGAGGAUGCCUUUGCAGUUUUUGUAGAAAGUAACAUCAAGCAUCGCUCGUGUCGGGAUCUGAUUGAGUUCAUCGAUGGCAUAGAAUCGCAAGUAGACAUCUUCGAGAAGUACAACGCGCGGGGUGCCACGGAAAUCUUCUACAUAGGCACGGAUCCGAAAUGUCAGGCGCGCGGUAUCGGCUGGCAGAUCACAGAGAAAAGUCUCGAGGUCGCGCGGGGUUUGCGCACCAGGAAGCUGAAGCAGAUCUGUGUAGCCGACAAAAUCGUCAAUGAGCACGUACGACCGGAGGUGGCUUUUGCCGUCGCCGCCUCAACGUACAGCCAACGAAUCAUGGAGAAGCUGAACUUUGAGACGCUUAACGAGGUACGAUACGAAGAUUACGUACGCGGUGGUAAAAAGAUGUCCGACAGAAUAGGCAACGUGCACAAAACAGCAAAAUUAACCGCCCGCAAGCUCUGACGACGUCGGCUUUGAUCCUGGAUUUGCAUAAGUUUUAAGCAAAGUCACUAAUUUUUAUAUCAAAAUAAAGGAAUUAAUAAUUUAAAAUUUAUUCAAAAGA